Messenger RNA from Acanthamoeba castellanii str. Neff, 1374 nucleotides. RefSeq names its product PWI domain containing protein. Gene Ontology annotation, cellular component: spliceosomal complex. The record is from RefSeq and is a predicted model, not a curated record. Bases 1 to 1374 code for a protein of 457 amino acids. Lineage: Eukaryota; Discosea; Longamoebia; Acanthamoebidae. The transcript has 8 exons. Gene Ontology annotation, biological process: mRNA processing; regulation of mRNA splicing, via spliceosome. Gene Ontology annotation, molecular function: RNA binding.
AUGGGCGACGCUGGUGGUUUCUUUCGGGGUACAAGUACGGAACAGGAUGCGCGAUUCUCGGACAAGUACAAGAAGUACGUCGCCGGCCGCAAAUUUCCGCCCGAGUUCGAUCUCAAGGUUGACUUGAGGAAGGUGGCCAUGGACGCCAUCAAGCCGUGGGUGGCGUCGCGCAUCACCCAGCUCCUGGGCUUCGAAGACGAAGUGCUCAUCGGCUUCGCCUUCGGCCUCCUCGACGACAAGGAGUCGUUGAACCCGAAGGAGUUGCAGCUGAACCUGGACGGCUUUUUGGAAGCCGACUCACCUCAGUUCGUGGCAGACCUGUGGAAGCUCCUCCUGAGUGCUCAGGCAAGCCCGGGAGGCAUUCCCGCCGAGUUCCUCGAGCAAAAGAAGGCUCAGCUUCGCCAGAAGAGGGAAGAAGAAUCGCGCGUGAAGAGCGAUUUGUCGGCCGUCAUCAGCCGCGACAAGGAGCGCCUGAUGCAGGAAAUCGAACAGCGCAGGGCUCAGCCCCCGCCGGUCCCUGCCCCCGCGGUGGCUGCUGGAGGCUAUUCCACAAAAACGGCGCUGCCCUACGGCCUUUUUGUGCCGGAUGCGAAGCAACCCAUCCUGCCGCAGACCGAUCUCGCCAACGCGGCGAGCAACCCACCUUCGGAGGCGGCGGCAGUGAACCACGGCAGGAGUGAGGAGGGCAGCCGUAGGCGAGAUCGCGACGCAGACAGCGACAGGGACCGCCACCGGACUGAUCGCCGUUCUCGCGAGCGUGGCCAUCGAGACCGAAGCGCUGACCGCGAUCGCGAUAGGAGAAGGGACAGGCGGAGCGGGAGGGAGAGAAGGAGCAGGAGCAGGAGCAGGGGCAGGGGCAGGAGAAGGGACGACAGCCGGGAGAGGGAGCGGGCGAGGGACGGCGCCACGGACAGCGGCGGACGUGAGCGAGGAGACCGAAGGCAGUCCCGGGACCACCACCACCAGCACCAGCACCACCAGCAGCAGCGGGACGAGCGUGCGAGGAGAAGCGGGAGCGAGGAGCGCGCCAAGAGAAAGAGGAACGAGGGCAGCGGCGCCGGGGAUCGCCCCGACGACCGCCGCCGCCGGGAUAACAACAGCACUACUACCACCACCACCACUACCACCACCACCACCCGUGGUAACGACGCGGCCUCCUCCCCCACGCCCGCCAAGCGCGCACGCCCUGACGGCGACGGCGCGGCCUCUCCAGUUGACCGCCGUCAGCAGGAGCAGCACGAAGAGGCCAGCGACCCGCACCUCCUCGAAUCGGCACCGUGGCCCCUGCCCCCCCCCACCCCUGCGCGGCGAGCGCUGAGGGAGCAGGCCAUGCACAGCCUGCUGCACCGCAGCCGCGAGCGGUCGGACGAGUAA